CAAAAUUUCGCUGUAUUUUUUUUCUUACGAGAACACCGUUUUUAACUUAUAUUAAGCGGUUCCGUUAUCGAAUAUCGGUACUGGUAAUGUACGGUACUGGACUACUGAAUAAUGGAAAGGGAGUUCAUUGAAGGCGUGAAUGCAAGAUCCCGUUUUCGUGCAAAGUCAUCAAUUUUGGAAGGGUUUGGAAAUGACUUCAAAGAGCCAGAAAAAGAAGUCGUUCCAAAAUUAUCAAAAACAAAUUUUUUUCGUGGUGGUUGUGCAUUGGAUGAAGUCGAAUAUUCAGUCACCAAUGAAAGAGGUAGACUCACGGCGAAAGAAAAGAAAAAGGAAGUCGAGGUUCAACUCAUUUCUAUACAUUCGCAUGGAAGAUAUGUUGUUUUCGUCGGUGGAGCAGGAAGUGGAAAAACGACGCUCGUUAAACGAUACUGUCUUUUGGUAUUAGAUGGUAAAGUCGAAUGUAUGAAAGAAGUGGAGAUAGUUCAUCUUUUAAACAUCAAAGACUGGUCUUUAAAGGAUGGAGAAUAUACUCCUUUAGAAAUCCUUUUUUCCAUAUUUAACAUAGCAAGAGACGAUGCAGUAAAAUGUGGAUUCGAACUGCUCAAAAACAUCGAAAAUCAGAAAAAAUUACUGAUAUUGUUGGAUGGCUUGGAUACAACUCCUUGGGUGUUGGAUGACGACAUGUAUCACUAUAUGAUUACUUAUGACCAAAAAGCACCUGUGCCUGUUAUUAUUUACAACAUUCUUUGUAGAAAUCUAUUUCCCCAUUGCAAAAUAUUGUUAACAUCAAGAGAAUACGGGAUAAACAGAUUUCCAAGUGAGAUACGACCGGAUGCCACAAUUGCUCUCAGAGGACUUUCAAGAAAUUCUAUUAUGACCUUGGUAAGAGAAAUCGGCGAAGACAGCGGAGACAAAAUUUUGGAACUCAUGUUGAAAAAAUCACUCAAGCUCAUGCUUCUUUGCUCGACUCCUUUAUUUCUAAUAUUUGUUAUUAUCGUGCACUUGAGCGGAGAUGAUAUACCCGAACAUCUUUCAGGGCUCAUCAUGACAAUACUACAGAACCAUGUGCGAUCUAAACAUCUCAAGAACAAGGACAUUAAGCAAGUACUUAUGAAACUAAUGAAACUUUCGCUUGAUGGCUUGAAAAGAGGAGUUGCCGUAUUCAACAGGAAUGAUUUGAUAAAUAACGGCAUCAAUGUUGAUGAUAUCAAAGAUCUUCUAAUCAGUGUUCCGACUCCAAGCCAAAAUGUGGUUUGUGAUCAGAAAUUAUUGGAAGAAGAUUACUCAUUUUUUUUCGUUCAUCAAACUAUUCAAGAACUGCUUGCAGCAUGUGAAUUGGCUAAUCUUGAUUCAUUGCAGUACGAGGAACUGAUUGACAAUCAGAUCCACACUUCGAAAUAUGGUGUUGUUCGACAAAUGUUAUGUGGAUUGACGUUUAACAAAAGUACAGAUAAAAUGAGUUUGGUUAAAAGUACUAAUGAAGAGCACGCACAACAAAUUGCUCAAACGAAGCAAGAUUAUUUGCUGCAGUCGCUUCAAAAUGAGCUGAAGGAUGGAAAUAUCCCACCAAUGCAAAUGCUCAACCUGUUGAUCUGUCUUUGUGAGUGUGGAGAUAACGAAAAAAUUGUUCAGUUGGUGAAAACAAAUAUAAAAAAAGUCUGCUUGUCUGGAAUUCCACUUACAAUCAGUGAUCUUCAUGCAUUGGGGAGUGUUACAUUUCAUUGUGAUCGGCUCAGUAUAAUGGCGCUGGACAAUUGUCAAUUGAAUAUACACGAUCUUAAAGUUUUAUCAGACGGUCUUGGAGAAUCUCCUACCGAGAUUACAGUGUUUGACGUGUGCUUCAAUCGCAGUCUUCUUAAAAACAGCAUGUAUUACUUGCACAAAAUCUGCAUUCGUGGUCAAGGAUUGAAUUACUGGCAGUGUGGUUUCAAACAAAGAGAUAUCUUGUAUUUUGAUGAAAAAGAGGCAGAGGAAUCUGCUUCGGUGGUUGAAGAUGCCACACUCAAAGAUGCGACGGAAGAACAGCAAAUUGAAACCAUGCUUAAGGAUCAGAAUGUACUGGAUUUCAGUCACUAUAACGUAGAAAAUUAUUUUCAAACGUUGGAAAAAUUGGUUGAAGACGCGAACAAAACGGACAGUUUCAAUGUGAUCGUGACAGAAUAUGAAGGACAUUACGAUGUUUCAAAGCUUUGCAAGUUACUAGAAAAUUGUAAAAAAUUGGGAGAGUUUAAAAUAUCUGAAUGUGAGUUUAAUGAGAUGCAACUGGAACAAAUUAUGCAAACUAUUCCGGAACAAAAGAUACAAAUGGUAAACGUAUUUCUUGCGACAGAUAUACAACCGGAUGGAUGGAAAAAAAUUGGCGAAAUUACCAAAAAGUAUAAAGCAAAUAGCCUUGCUGUUACAUCCUGCUCUUUGACCGAACAAAAAUUAGCAAAACUUAGAUUAUCGCUUGGUCACUGGAAGGUUAGCAGAUUUGAUUUAAGCCGAAACGGCGAUAUGAACGAAAUUUGCUUGAAUCAAGUUGGUGGGAUUGUUAAAGACUGUGAAACUGAAGAGUUAAUUAUGGGAUACUGCAACUUGUCCAGUGGCCAGAUGGAGGCAUUGAAAGUCUCUUUAUGCGAUGAAAAUGGGGCAGCAAAAUUAACAAAAAUAGACCUGAGUGGAAACGACAAGUUGGGAGAGGAUGGUUUCAAAGAACUUGGAAAAAUUGGUAACAUGUGCAAGACGAAAGAACUCGAUGUCAGUGAAUGUGAUCCAUCCCCACAAGAAAUCAGGAGCUUCAAACAUGGAGUACGAAAUGCUGAGAUAACGAAACUGAACGUAAGCAGAAAUCGAAAUAUGGGGCUAUGGGGACUUUACGACGUCGGUCAACUCGUGGGACAAUGCCAAUUGAAAACUCUGUUCGUUCGCCAAUGUGAAUUAGAAGAGAGAACUCUUGCAAAAUUUGCAGAAGGAUUGGGAGUCGCAAAGAUAGAGGAACUCGAUUUUGGUCUUUACUUCAUGAAACGAAGAAACACAACUGAAGCAGAAAGGAAUAUUUUCUUAAACUUGUUACCAAAUGUUACAAAAAAACUGACAUUGAACGCAUGGGAUUUUGGACCAAAAGAAACAGAAUUCAAAAAUCGGUUGCAAGCUAAACUGAACGAACUUCCUUUCAUUGAACCGGGAGUCCAAAUUGUAUUUGAUCGCGGACAAGAUGUAUACAUACAGCAAGAAAGGACAUCAUAAAUAUAAUCUGAAUUUUUCGCCUAUGACAUUUACUACUGUUUGAGUUAUUGUUGUGAAUGAGUAUCUCUCGACUAUAGAUAUAGGUUGUUUCAAAAAUAUUAGAUCUUCAAGUUUUUGCUCAUGUCGGUAAUUAACUCACGGCAUCAACUGUGUUGUAUAUUCUUGUAUAUAUCGCAAUUUGUUAAAAUUAAGUAAUUUCGCCAAGGAUCCUUGUCAUCCCCAAAAUUAAUUAUAUUUAAAUAUAUAGCAUAUAGCUUAUAAACAGUGAUCUAUGUAUUCAAAUGCGUUUUCUGAUUCAGACAUGGUAUAUUGCCCGAUUAUAAUUAGAAUUGGUUCGCAUUUUGCAAUCCUGGUAAUUUAUUAACUUGUCGCUCGAGAUGAUUGUCGGGAUAUCGCCGUUGGCAAAAUUACGAGGUCGACGAUAAAAUGUGAUCGGGCCGUAAUUUUGAAAUAGAUAAUGGAAUGAAUCAACCUCAGGUGACUACGGUAUAGUUUCCGUGGCACUCCUAAAACGG
Styela clava is the source of this 3743-nucleotide messenger RNA. The record is from RefSeq and is a predicted model, not a curated record. NCBI's taxonomy places the organism in Eukaryota, Metazoa, Chordata, Ascidiacea, Stolidobranchia, Styelidae.